AUGCCCCCAACACUUCUCACCUAUCUUCUCCUGGCCGUCGUCGCCGGCUCCGGCGCCGCGUCGGCCCGGCGCCACCGGUCUCCGGCGAACCUCACCGCCUCCGGGAACCACGUCUACAUCUGGCCGCUGCCCAAGAACUUCACCUCCGGGACGCAGACCCUGGCCGUUGACCCCGACCUCGCGCUCGACGCUCAGGGCCCCGGCGGCGGCGCCGCGGCCGUCGCGGAGGCGUUCGGGAGGUACAGGUCCCUCAUCUUCUCCCCGUGGGCCCACGCGGCCCGCCCCGUGUCGGGGGCAUACGACGUGUCCACGCUCACCGUCGUCGUCGCCUCCGCCGAUGAGACGCUGGAGCUGGGAGUGGACGAGAGCUACAGGAUCUACAUCGCGGCUGCGGGUGGCGUCAAUUCCAUCGUCGGUGGAGCAACCAUAGAGGCUAAUACAAUAUAUGGAGCUAUUCGCGGAUUAGAGACAUUCAGUCAGCUAUGUGUUUUUAACUACGAUACAAAAAAUGUCGAAGUGCGCUAUGCACCAUGGUACAUUCAAGAUGAACCACGCUUUGCUUUUCGUGGCUUGCUACUAGAUACCUCAAGGCAUUACUACCCUGUUGAUGUGAUUAAGGAAGUGAUUGACUCCAUGUCAUUUGCUAAGCUGAACGUUCUUCAUUGGCAUAUCAUCGAUGAACAAUCUUUUCCGUUGGAGAUACCAUCAUAUCCAAAUCUAUGGAAGGGUUCAUAUUCAAGAUCAGAGCGUUACACUGUGGAAGAUGCACAAUAUGUUGUCAGCUAUGCUAAGAAAAGAGGUAUCCAUGUCAUGGCAGAAAUUGACGUACCUGGUCAUGGAGAAUCCUGGGGAAAUGGAUAUCCGAAGCUGUGGCCUUCUCCUAGCUGUACAGAGCCAUUAGAUGUUUCUAGUAAUUUCACGUUUGAAGUAAUAUCUGGAAUAUUGUCUGAUAUGAGAAAGAUCUUCCCAUUUGGGCUGUUUCACUUGGGUGGCGAUGAAGUAUAUACAGGUUGUUGGAAUGUAACACCCCAUGUGAAGCAGUGGCUUGAUGAACGCAACAUGACUACAAAGGAUGCUUACAAAUACUUUGUGCUGAAGGCCCAGGAGAUAGCAAUUCAUCUUAACUGGAUUCCUGUAAACUGGGAGGAAACCUUCAACUCAUUUGGGGAGAACCUCAACCCUCUGACUGUUGUGCAUAACUGGUUGGGUCCUGGGGUCUGCCCUAAAGUUGUUGCAAAGGGUUUGAGAUGUAUAGUAAGUAACCAAGGUGCAUGGUACCUUGAUCAUCUCGAUGUUCCGUGGGAAGAAGUCUACGCCGAAGAGCCACUCGCAGGAAUAAGCGACGCCGCACAGCAAAAGCUGGUACUGGGUGGAGAGGUUUGCAUGUGGGGUGAGACAGCAGACACAUCUGAUGCUCUUCAAACAAUAUGGCCUCGAGCAGCUGCAGCUGCAGAGCGUAUGUGGAGUCCAUUGGAGGCCAUAUCUGCCCAAGACCUGGAAACGACCGUCCUGUCUCGGCUACACUACUUCAGAUGCCUGCUGAAUCACCGUGGAAUCGCGGCAGCUCCAGUCACAAACUUCUAUGCUCGGCGACCUCCAAUCGGCCCUGGCUCAUGUUUUAUCCAGUGAACAGGUAGUGAAAGUGUAGAGACACAUGAGGGGGUUUGGCCUCAGCACAUCUCCCAUAAUACUGUACCAAGAUAGCAUCGUCACUUGUACUGUAUCAGGUCUGCAAGUUCACUUGACAAUAAAAUUCCAUAAUCCUCCCCUAUGUAUUUCUCCUUGAAACUCUAAUAAAACCGCAGCUUUCGUUCAA
Molecule: messenger RNA, 1816 nt
Organism: Lolium rigidum
Lineage: Eukaryota; Viridiplantae; Streptophyta; Magnoliopsida; Poales; Poaceae
Product: beta-hexosaminidase 1-like
Exons: 15
Coding region: 1-1629 (542 amino acids)
Biological process (GO): carbohydrate metabolic process; glycosaminoglycan metabolic process
Cellular component (GO): membrane
Molecular function (GO): beta-N-acetylhexosaminidase activity
Source: RefSeq, a predicted model, not a curated record